Molecule: messenger RNA, 2100 nt
Organism: Ctenocephalides felis (cat flea)
Lineage: Eukaryota; Metazoa; Arthropoda; Insecta; Siphonaptera; Pulicidae
Product: nose resistant to fluoxetine protein 6-like
Exons: 12
Coding region: 1-2100 (699 amino acids)
Molecular function (GO): acyltransferase activity, transferring groups other than amino-acyl groups
Source: RefSeq, a predicted model, not a curated record
AUGUGGACAUUCUCAGACAGAGUUGUGAAUUAUUUAUUGACGAUCGAUUUAACUUCGUCUACAUGUGAUCUGGAGAUAAAUGAAUAUUUAUUAGGUUUAAGUAAUAAAGAAAAGUGGUCGGCAAUGAUGAUUGAUUCAACGACCAAACUUCAAACUGGUUUAUUUUCUGGAAAUCUGAUAGAUUUUGGACAAUAUGAUCAAUGUUUGGCAAUAAAUCAUCAAUCUAAAACACAAGGUGUAAUUAGAGGAAAGCAUUGUAUGGUUUAUGCGAUUACUCAAAAUUUUGAGCAGACUGAGCAUAGAUUAUAUACAGGCAUUGCAAGUGGACUCGGAGAAACAGAAUUGGCUAUAGGAUUUGGUAUUUGCUUACCAUCUUCAUGUAGUGGAAAACAAAUUCGUGAUCAUUUGCAAAAUGUUGUUCGACAAAUGAACGCUACAAUUGCCAAUUAUGAUCCUGAAAUUGUGUGCAAUUCUCUGGAAUCCAUAGAAUUAGACCAUCUUGAUGCAUUUGUGAUAUUCUUUUUUGGGAUUGUUGUCAUCAUAAUUAUUUUAAGCACCUCUUACGACACAUUUGUUAAGCAAGCUCUGAAAGAUAAUGGUACAAAUGUUAUUGAUCCAAAACUGGAUUCGGAUCUUAGGACAUGGUUUGUAGCUUUUAGUUUACGAAGUAAUUGCAAACAAGUUUUCAAUAACACCAGGAAAAGUGAUGUUAAAUGUCUUCAUGGAUUACGAGUUCUAUGUUUAGUAUGGGUGUUAGUUGGUCAUAGGUAUAUGUUGACAUCUAUGUUCCCUGUGGGAAAUUCUACUAUAUUUAAAUCGUGGUUGACGCAGUAUCGAAGUACAUUAAUCACUGGAGGUUCAGUAGCAGUAGACACUUUCUUUAUCCUCAGUGGAUUCUUACUUACAUAUUUAAGUUUCAAGCAAAUGGAAAAAACUAAAGGAAGAAUAAACUUUUUUCAAUACUACGUCCAUCGAUAUUUGCGAUUAACACCACCGGUUGCAGCUUUGGUACUAUUUCACUGCUCUUUUUUCUUUAGAUUGUUGGGAGGACCAUUUGCAAAUAGUGAAGUUGCCAAGAAAGAAUUAAGGGAUGAUUGCAUUUUGUAUUGGUGGACACCGUUGUUGUAUAUACAGAAUUAUUUUAAUACCAAUAAUAUGUGUAUAACACAAGCUUGGUACUUAUCAGUAGACAUGCAGUUCUAUGUAAUUGCUCCUCUCCUAAUAAUUCCAUUAUUCAAAUGGCCAAAACCAACAUUGGCCUUUAUAGGAGCCAUGUCUUUGGUAACCAUUGGUGUCAACUUCUAUUUGACUUAUGUAAAUGAUUUUUCUGGUGGACUAAUGAAUCUAAGUAUCGGCAGAGACCAAAUGACAACGAUUUAUUUUCCAGCCCAUACAAGAUAUGCACCAUGGUUGUUUGGAAUAGUACUAGGAUAUAUUAUGCAUAAAACUAGAGAUAAAGAAAUUAAAAUUAAUAAGUUACUGAAUUUGAUCAUUUGGGCAGUGGUUCUUGUAUUUAUGGUGGCAGUGGUUGUUGGAGCUUAUCGUUUCUACAGAUUUGAUUGGGAAAACGAUGUCAUGCUCUCAAGUUUCUACCAGGCUCUGCACAGACAAGCCUGGUCUUUGCUGAUUUGUUGGAUCAUUUUUGCUGGACAUAAUGGAUAUGGAGGUCCAAUUAACUGGAUUCUAUCCUGGGGUUUUUGGCAACCUAUUGCCCGAUUGUCAUACUGCAUAUAUUUAUGGCAUUACCAGAUGCAAACUGCCAGAACUGUAUCUAGAAAAACUCCAAUGUACUUUUCGGAAUUUGAAUUGUUGGCAUAUUUUUUGGGCGAUGUUUGUCUUUCAUCAGUGGUAGCCUUAGUAUGGAGUUUAGCAUUUGAAUCGCCCAUUCCAACUUUGGAGAAAGUCUUAUUUGGCGGAGGUAGAAGCCCUCCGAAAAAACAUAAUGAAAAUACUCAAAUACUACGAAAUGGAGAUGCUGAACACGGAUUAAAGGAGGAGCCUAAAGAAAUAUCUGAAGAAAUUCCUGCUAAAGAGUUGUUAGGUGAAGAUAAUGAAGGAUUUUACAAAGAUGAAGAAGAAAAACAAGUAACGGAUUUGUAA